This is a messenger RNA of Penicilliopsis zonata CBS 506.65, 780 nucleotides long. RefSeq lists its product as hypothetical. The annotation marks the transcript as partial. The transcript has a single exon. Lineage: Eukaryota; Fungi; Ascomycota; Eurotiomycetes; Eurotiales; Aspergillaceae. The record is from RefSeq and is a predicted model, not a curated record.
ACCACGUACUAUACCACACCGUAGCUACUCCAUAGAUUAUUUCCUAGUAACAGAACAGGAACUAUUCCGUACUCAUUCCUAUCGUCAAUCUUCAUUAAUCUAACGUCAAGUCCCACCUCAUUUCCUUCGACAACGAUAACUGGCUCGCCCUGCAACACGGACCAAGUCGCGACCCUCUCUCUGCAACGUUUGCAGCCAGAUCACGAUGGAGGGAAAUAUUAAUAUACAGAGCGCAAUUAAAACGCCGAGAGAAAUAGAACAGGAGCACCCGGAAAUGGACUCGAGAGCCAAGAUGUGCUGCACUGCAACCUUGUCUCAGUCUGCUCCGCCGUCAUUUGCUGCUCCAGGGGAACCUAUCCAGGGUAACUGAAGGGUAACACUUACACCAACCCCAACGGCCUGCACCAGUUUUGGGUCCAUCCAGAGAUUAAGCAAGAGUGUCUUCUUUGGGCUGAUCCCCCCCCCGCCUUUUUUCCUCCUUCGAAAUCACUGCUGAACGCGAACGGCGAGUCUAAUAGUACUCUGUGUACGUGUCGGAACACUUGACGUUGCACACUGUCACCCCGUUCUUCUUGGCUGGAGACGGAGUACUACAGAGUACGGAGUAAAUACCUGUUAACUACGUUAUUAACUAACUAGUUAACUAGUUACCUCCCAGCAACGACUCACUAGAUCAUCCUCUAUCCUCCACGGUGGCUUCCCGACCGCCUCCCUCCUCCCAUCACCGUCGUCGUUCCUCAUCCGUGAGACCUUCGCUCCGACUGCAACGCCCCUCAUCCG